Molecule: messenger RNA, 3858 nt
Organism: Cheilinus undulatus (humphead wrasse)
Lineage: Eukaryota; Metazoa; Chordata; Actinopteri; Labriformes; Labridae
Gene: ccdc142
Product: coiled-coil domain containing 142
Exons: 18
Coding region: 317-3442 (1041 amino acids)
Source: RefSeq, a predicted model, not a curated record
AGAAGGUAUUUUAAACACAGCGUGAUUUUAAAGCAGCUUCACGUCGAGCGACGGAUUAUCAGGUGUGAAUUAGGACACACGGAGCAGGCCUCUUUCCCUACGUGGGAAUUGUAUUAAAUACCUUUAGAGAUAGCAGGUGUUUGUGACCUGAUUAAAGAGCCGGGAGUUGAUGCUAACAAAGCUAACGCGAAGCUAAGGAUUUCACUGAAGAAUAUCGUCAGGUGUUGGGGACAGGUGUGAUGGUGUGUGGUCAGCAUGAAGCAGAGAUGGAGGUGUGGACAACGAGUCUCCUGCUGACUCUGUGGCUUGUUCAGGGAUGGAUCACAACAGCAGUGAGCUGCUAGGAGAUCCCGGAGGAGAGGCCACACAGCGCACAGACUGGGAGACAGCCGAGUCCAUCAGUCCAGAGAAGAAGCAGAGGAGAGGCCCAUCCUGCUCAGGGACAGAAGAUCAGAACUCUGAUGGUUCCUGGUCUCAGAGGUCAUUCUCUCGCUCUCUGCAGCGGGCAGAGUCAUUACUCCGCAGCACCUUCAACCCCAGCCUCAGGUGGCUAUUUAACGUCCGCAGUCAGGAUGAUGACGACAUGGAGGAGGGAAACUUUGUGGUCGCUCACAAUCUGGUGUCCCGCUCAUCUGCACGCCUCCUGAGGCUGCAGCAUGCUCUGCUCACUGUGGCCCCCCAGUGGCAGCAUGUGGGAGGAACGCCUGGGUCUGCACAGGUGUGUGUAAAAGGUCCUCCAGGUGAGGGUGGCCUCCUUCUCCUGCCUUCCCCCUCCUCCCCUUCUCUGCAGGAGAACUACAUGGCUCUGAGGAGGCUGCAGGAGCAGCGCUCUCUGCUGCUCUUUAUCCAUGAGUUCAGCAGGAGAGCUCACCUGGCAGCAGGCUUUAUCUCCAGAGUCACACAGCUGCUGGAGAGAGCACACCUGAAGCUCAGCCAGACUCAGUCCUCGUGGUCCUCCUUCAGACCAAGUCUAGUUUCCAUUGUCCAGGAGCUGAGGGUCCACCUGGCUCAUUGGUCCAGUCUUACUUAUCGGGCACGGUCAGACGUGGACCUGAGGCAUGCGCUGGUGCAGCUCACCAGGCUCAUUGAUCAGGUCCGUCAGAGUCUGGACCUUCUGGUCCUGCAGGCCCUGGUCUUGGUGGAGCGCUACGUGGUCCUGGUCCUGGGCAUGGUGGUCCGGUCUGAGGUGGACAGCAUACCUGUGGAGGUGCUGGAGGAGGUGUUGGGGGCGGCGGGCGUAUUUAAUCACACAGUGGGGGAGCUUAGAGUCCAGCACACUGCCACCCAGAGGAGGACUUGGAUACUGCAGCAGGCCCACAUCCCCACUCCAGGUCCUGGUCUUCCUUCCGGCAGAGGGUGUCACCCUGCAGGAGUCGGGGUCCGGGAUCUGAUGGUCCUGUUAGCCCAACGUCAUGCACACACUGCCCCUUCUCACCUGCUGACGCCCCCCCGGGGGAGUCUGGACCAUUCAGACUGGACCUGGGACCAGCUCAUAGACAGCAUAACACUUAAAACCCCUCCGCAGCAGUCUGCUCCACCCACAUCCUCACAGGCUCUUCCUUCAGAUUCUGGUUCUGAGCCUCUGUGGGGGGUCCAGCAGGACCAGAUCUCUGUGGAGCUGCUGGUCCGUCUGCUGAUCUGCUCUGGUGAUCCGCUGCUUCCUGUGACAUCACAAACGCCUGAAAAAUUUGAUCAGUCAGCUGACAGGACCAUUGGACACGAGCCAGACCUGAUCCAGGACCAUCAUAAGGACUCACCGGAGACGAGAUCAGCAAUUGACACGUGGACCAGCCCAGGUGUUGGUGCAGACUCAGAGAAGGAUGUGCAGCCUGCAGUAACGGAGCUUUCCUCGGACAGGCGUCAGCGCUGGUCUCCCUCAGUGACGUGGUUAGACCUUGGUCGGUCGGCUCUUUGUGCUCAGGUGCUUGAACAGUACCGCCCCCUGUUGGUGACUCUGUGCAACAGAGCUCUGUGGCUACACCUUAUUGCCCCUCCACCUCCAAAAUGUGCCUCCAGCAUUAAUCUGCAGGCUCCACCUACCAGGAUCAGCAUCGUGAACAAAGUUCGACUGGCGGCACAGACAGAUCGGCUUCCAAACAGGUUCAGGAAAAUGCUGCAGGACUUUAGUCAGUAUCUGUUGGCCUCUACUGCACAUGCUCAGUGGGACUAUGAGGUGUGUAGGAGUUUAGGCUCCACCCUGAAGGACAAGUGUCUCACAGAUGUAAACCGCCAGCUGACCUAUGAGCAGAGCAGAGGUGUGAUGAUGUCAUCAACCAUGGAGCGCUUCCUGUGCCUGCCUCCUCCUCUGAUGUCAUCACUUAGCAGCUGUCAAUCAACCAGCAGGAGCACAAAUUCAGGUCAUCUCACCCUACCCCCCUCGAUGCUCUGUCUGCAUAGACACACCAUUAGCUUAGCAUUAGCCACUGUACAGCUGUCUACAGUGUGGGUCAUGUCCAAGUCCUUCCAGUUCCUGUCGUCCUGGAGUCUCAACAAGUUCCUGCUCAUCACCCAGGGAGACCUCAAAGUGCUGUCAAAGUCUUUAGAGGGGAUGCUUCAUGAGAUUCAGGCCUCUGAAAGUCCAUCUGCUCUUCAUCAUCAUCACCAUCAUCAUCAGCCCCUGCUGAAGAAACAGCUCAGCGAUCUGAACACAGCCAUGUCUCAGCUGCAGACAUUCUCCUCGGUGGUGCUGCAGACGUUCUCCAGAGACUGUAAGAAGAUGUCCGGAGAGAUCUUUGAGCAGACGAUGCCUGCUGCCGUUCACUGGAGACUCAACCUGCGGACAGGAUUUCCCAGCAGUCCUAGCGCCUAUGCUUCUGAGGCAGCUCAGUCUGUGAUUGGUCAGGUUUUGGAAGGCGUGGCUCCACUGUCUGAUGAUGCCCGUGUGCAGGCUCUGAGCAUCACCAUGACGGCGUUCAUGGAGGCAUGGAUGGAGCAUAUCCUCAGACACAGGAUUAAGUUCAGUGUACAGGGAGCUCUGCAGCUAAAGCAGGACUUUGACUGCAUCAGAGAAAUGAUCCAAUCAGAGCAGAGCGGACUGUCAUCUGAUCUACACCAACGACUGCUCAGCCUCAGGGUGUUCCAGCAGGUGGACUCUGCUGUUGUGUGUUUGUUGCAGCAGCCUCAGGGGAAGCCAUACCUUCGGUCGAGGGUGUGGGAGCCAUUCAUACACUGCUGUCCCUCUCACAGAAACAGCAUUGACUCCAUGGUGGGCAGCAGUAUAACCAACCUCAGGUGUAUGGAGGGGGAGGAGCUGACUGACCCCUCUGUAAUGACAUCAGACAUCCCCCCUGUGGACCCCUCCUCCCCUGGAGAGCCUUACCUGGCCCCCAGUGCAGCUCUGGGUUCGACUCAGCAGGACUGGUUGGACCUGAGGAUCCACAGUAGCUCCACUCGACGCUGGAGACUGCCUGGACUGCACUGCCUGGCCAAGACUGAACCAUGAGGAACUCAAGACCAAUACAACAGACCAACAGGACCAUCAUAUACCACCAUGGAUGACCACAGAAAACAAUCAGAGAUUGCAUUGCUUAUCCAAGAAGGAACCAUAAAGAACCAGAGACCAUCACAGAACAAUAGCCAGCAGGAACCACCAUCAUUUAUCGUCACAGAUGACCACAGACAGCCAUCUGAGACCCCAAGCCGUCUAAGACCAAAGCAUGAUCCAGCCCAGAAACACGUAGAUAAGUCAAAUGUUCGUUAAACAGGUUUAUUUACUGUUUAGGAUGAUUAUUUUUUAAAUAAAUAAAUCAUAUUUAUUCUUUGCUUAUUGUGUUAAUGAUAAAUAUUUAUGCUUGUAAUUGCUGCUUGUUAAAAACAUUAUUUUUGUAUUCUUUAAUAAAAAUAUUUUGUAUUCAUAUA